Molecule: messenger RNA, 816 nt
Organism: Rubroshorea leprosula
Lineage: Eukaryota; Viridiplantae; Streptophyta; Magnoliopsida; Malvales; Dipterocarpaceae
Source: the annotation of a GenBank genome assembly
AGAAGAGGUGGGUUCCUCCCUAGGGUUUGUUUCUGGUAGCGGAGCUUCUCCUUUUUUGUUUUCCUUUUACCUUUUCCUUCCUUCUCUCCACCUUCGUCGUCUGUCUUGCUUUAGAAACUUCAACCCAAAGGACCAUAAGGUAGCAGUGUCUCUCGAUCUAACCUUCUGAUGGCGGCAACUUCAUCAUAAGGGAACUAUUCUUCAAUUUCAGAUGGGAUCUUGGCGGGGGCUGUUUUCAAAGACACUAGUGCACUCCACUCUUCAAUCUGGUCCCUGGCCUAUAGAAGAACAGGGACACUACUGGUGAUUCCAGUUCUGGGCUACAUAGGAAGUAUACUAUUCAUGAUGGCAAAAGGGAUCUUUUUCCCUUCAUAAGCUUCGCUAGCAAGGGUUUGCAGGAUCGACACCGAUGGGAACAUGAUUAGGAGUACUCGGCGACGAUUGGAGUGCCUUGGGCUUGUUCAAAGGAUUGGCAAAGAGGAAAAGGAUUUUAUUGAUGAAGCAGUUUGUGAUUUGCACGGGGCUAAUAGUAUUAAAGGUGGUAAAGGGACUCUAGUUCCCUUCAACAAUUUAGGCAGCAAGGGAUUGCAAAGGAUUGGAAAAGAUGGAGCUCAUGUCUACAGUGAUGGGGUUAAUACCCCUUUUUUUGUUGGUUAAUUUUCAAGCAUAGAUGGGGUGGCAACCUGCAGGUUGGGGACUGUUUGUUGCCAGAAUUUCUGCUCUCUCGUGAAGUUGGUUAAAUAGGUGAGGAUGUCCAGUAGCUUCUGAUGCUCAUAGUGACUCUUUUUUUUACUUUAAUAAUAACUUUAUUUAGUU